AUGGGGGACAUGCAGGACCAUGAGGAAGUACUGGAGAUUCCAGCUCAUGACAGCGAAGAAGAACUUGAGCACAUAAUAGAACAGAUAGCAUAUACAGACCUAGACAUUCCUGUGACCGAGAUGCAGGAGCCAGAAGCUCUUCCCACAGGGCAAGAAGCCACAGACUACGUCCCCACCAGUACCUCCACAUCGCACCCCAGCUCCGGUCAGGUCUACGUGGAGCUGCAGGAACUGAUGAUGGACGGGAGGAACCAGGAACUACAGUGGGUAGAGGCAGCACACUGGAUAGGACUGGAGGAAAACCUUCAAGAGGAUGGUGUGUGGGGUCGGCCACAUCUAUCUUACCUGACCUUCUGGAGCCUUCUAGAACUACAGAAGAUCUUCUCAAAAGGCACCUUCCUUCUGGAUCUGGAAGAGACAUCCCUGGCUGGGGUGGCCAAUAAGCUUCUAGACAGCUUCAUCUAUGAAGAUCAGAUUCGGCCUCAGGACCGAGACGAGCUGCUCCGGGCCUUGCUACUCAAACACAGCCGUGCUGAGGACCUAAAGGAUCUGGAGGGAGUGAAGCCUGCCAUCCUGACCCGCUCUGGGGGCCCUUCUGAACCUCUGCUUCCGCAGCAGCCGUCGCUGGAGACCCAGCUGUACUGUGGACAGGCAGAGGGAGGCUCACAAGGAACCUCAGCAUCUGGGACUCUGAAGAUACCCCCGAAUUCAGAAACCACACUGGUGCUAGUGGGCCGGGCUAAUUUUCUGGAGAAGCCUGUGCUGGGCUUCGUGAGACUGAAGGAGGCUGUGCCGCUGGAGGACCUGGCGUUGCCAGAGCCUGUGAGCUUCCUUCUUGUUCUGCUGGGACCCGAGGCUCCACAUGUCGACUACACCCAGCUGGGCAGGGCUGCAGCAACUCUCAUGACAGAAAGAGUGUUCCGCAUUACCGCCUCCCUGGCGCAUAGCCGAGGGGAGCUGGUGAGCUCCCUGGAGAGCUUUUUGGACUGUAGCCUGGUGCUGCCGCCCACAGACGCCCCUUCAGAGCAAGCUCUGCUCAACCUGGUGCCCGUGCAGAAGGAGCUGCUUAGGAGGCGGUACCUGCCCAGCCCCACCAAGCCAGAUCCCAACUUGUACAAGGCUCUAGACUUGAACGGGGGAAAGGGGGGCCCUGGUGACGAAGACGACCCUCUACGGCGCACAGGCCGGAUCUUUGGAGGCCUGGUCCGUGAUAUCCGGCGCCGCUAUCCUUAUUACCUGAGUGACAUCACCGAUGCGCUCAGUCCCCAGGUGCUGGCUGCUGUCAUCUUCAUCUACUUUGCUGCCUUGUCACCUGCAGUCACCUUCGGUGGCCUCCUGGGAGAAAAGACCCGGAAUCUGAUGGGGGUGUCAGAGCUGCUCAUCUCCACAGCAGUGCAAGGCAUUCUCUUUGCACUCCUGGGGGCGCAACCCCUGCUUGUGCUCGGCUUCUCAGGACCCCUGCUGGUGUUUGAAGAAGCCUUCUUCUCGUUCUGUGAAAGCAAUAGGCUGGAGUAUAUCGUGGGGCGCGCGUGGAUUGGCUUCUGGCUCAUCCUGCUGGUAGUAUUGGUGGUGGCCUUUGAAGGCAGCUUCCUGGUCCAAUACAUCUCCCGCUACACACAAGAGAUCUUCUCCUUCCUCAUCUCCCUCAUUUUCAUCUAUGAGACUUUCUCCAAACUGAUCAAGAUUUUCCAGGACUACCCACUACAACAGAGGUAUGACCCUGUUGUGAUGAAGCCCAAACCUCAGGGCCCCGUGCCCAACACGGCUCUCUUCUCCCUUGUGCUCAUGGCUGGUACCUUCCUACUUGCCAUGACGCUACGAAAGUUCAAGAACAGCACCUACUUUCCCGGCAAGCUGCGUAGAGUCAUCGGUGACUUUGGGGUCCCCAUCUCCAUCCUGAUAAUGGUCCUGGUAGAUUCCUUCGUCCAGGGCACCUACACACAGAAACUCUCAGUGCCUGACGGCCUCAAAGUGUCCAACUCCUCCGCCCGGGGCUGGGUCAUCCACCCCAUGGGUCUUUAUGACACGUUCCCCAUGUGGAUGAUGUUUGCUUCUGUUCUGCCUGCCCUGCUUGUCUUCAUCCUCAUAUUCCUUGAGUCUCAGAUCACCACGCUGAUUGUCAGUAAACCAGAGCGGAAGAUGAUCAAGGGCUCCGGCUUCCAUCUGGACUUGCUUCUGGUCGUUGGCAUGGGUGGGGUGGCUGCCCUCUUUGGGAUGCCUUGGCUCAGUGCCACGACUGUGCGUUCUGUUACCCACGCCAAUGCCCUCACAGUCAUGGGGAAGGCCAGUGGUCCAGGGGCUGCAGCCCAGAUCCAAGAGGUCAAGGAACAGCGGAUCAGCGGGCUCCUGGUCUCUGUGCUCGUGGGACUGUCCAUCCUCAUGGAACCUAUCCUGUCCCGCAUUCCCCUGGCUGUGCUGUUCGGCAUCUUCCUGUACAUGGGAGUCACAUCCCUCAGUGGCAUCCAGCUCUUCGAUCGCAUCUUGCUCAUGUUCAAGCCUCCCAAGUACCACCCGGAUGUGCCCUUUGUCAAGAGGGUGAAGACCUGGCGUAUGCACCUCUUCACGGGCAUCCAGAUCAUCUGCCUGGCGGUGCUGUGGGUGGUGAAGUCCACUCCCGCCUCGCUGGCCCUGCCCUUCGUCCUCAUCCUCACCGUGCCUCUGCGCCGUCUCCUUCUGCCGCUCAUCUUCAGAGAACUGGAACUCCAGUGUCUGGAUGGUGAUGAUGCCAAAGUGACCUUUGACGAGGAGGAAGGGCUGGAUGAGUAUGACGAAGUGCCCAUGCCUGUGUGA
This is a messenger RNA of Grammomys surdaster, 2790 nucleotides long. It is a transcript of the gene Slc4a1, whose product is annotated as solute carrier family 4 member 1 (Diego blood group). NCBI's taxonomy places the organism in Eukaryota, Metazoa, Chordata, Mammalia, Rodentia, Muridae. Gene Ontology annotation, cellular component: plasma membrane; basolateral plasma membrane. The transcript has 19 exons. The coding region runs from base 1 to 2790 and encodes 929 amino acids. Gene Ontology annotation, biological process: regulation of intracellular pH; transmembrane transport; monoatomic anion transport. Gene Ontology annotation, molecular function: solute:inorganic anion antiporter activity; bicarbonate transmembrane transporter activity; monoatomic anion transmembrane transporter activity. The record is from RefSeq and is a predicted model, not a curated record.